Messenger RNA from Achroia grisella, 1080 nucleotides. RefSeq names its product acyl-CoA Delta-9 desaturase-like. The coding region runs from base 64 to 1080 and encodes 338 amino acids. The record is from RefSeq and is a predicted model, not a curated record. The transcript is spliced from 5 exons. Gene Ontology annotation, cellular component: endoplasmic reticulum membrane. Gene Ontology annotation, molecular function: iron ion binding; stearoyl-CoA 9-desaturase activity. Lineage: Eukaryota; Metazoa; Arthropoda; Insecta; Lepidoptera; Pyralidae. Gene Ontology annotation, biological process: unsaturated fatty acid biosynthetic process.
AUAAGCAAGAUUUUUGCAUUCAUCAAAUAACUUGAAAGGGUUUCCCGUUAUUCAGUUAUAAAAAUGGCACCACGAGGAGUAAUAAAAAGACCUUAUGUGCUGUUCGAGAAUGACUAUGUUGAAAACAUUGAAAACACAGUCGCUCCGUCAGCGAAUGACAGAAAAAUGGACAUAGUGUGGCCUAACAUAAUCAUAAUUGUCGCAGCACAUAUUGGUGCUGUCUACGGUGCUUAUCUUUUUAUAGGACACGUCUACAUGUGGACCAGGGUUUUAGCCUAUAUUCUGUAUCUACUUUCCGGUUUGGGAAUUACAGCUGGCGUACAUAGACUCUGGUCCCACAGAUCAUACAAAGCUCGUUUUCCUUUACGGGUUGCUCUCGCUUUAUUCAAUACUAUCGCAUUCCAGUACCCCGUGCUCAAAUGGGCACGUGACCACCGAGUUCACCACAAGUACUCAGAGACCGAUGCUGACCCUCACAACGCCACUCGAGGGUUCUUCUUCUCGCAUGUUGGAUGGCUCCUGGUCCGCAAGCAUCCGGAAGUCAUAGCUAAAGGACGUACUAUAGAUCUCAGUGACUUAUAUGCCGAUCCUGUACUUCGUUUCCAAAACAAGCACUACAUGAAGAUUAUGCUCAUGACCUGCUUCAUUCUUCCUACAUACAUACCGACACUCUGGGGCGAGUCUGCUUGGAACGCUUUCUUUGUCUGCGGUAUCUUCAGAUUUAUUUUCGGGAUGCAUCUUACAUGGCUAAUAAACUCAGCAGCACACAAGUGGGGUAACAGACCAUAUGACAAGAAUAUUAACCCAGCUGAAAUAAAGCCUGUAUCACUGCUAGUAUUCGGAGAAGGCUACCAUAACUAUCACCAUACGUUCCCAUGGGAUUAUAAAACAUCCGAAUUAGGUAGUCCCUUUAAUUUUACUAAGUUGUUCAUUGACACGAUGGCUAAGCUUGGCUUGGCUUAUGACCUGAAAACAGUAUCUCCAGAAGUUGUUGCAAAACGAAAGAUGAGAACCGGCGAUGGUAGCAAGCAUGACAUGGAAGAUGAAUUUCCGUUUGUUGAUCCCAUUAAGUCUGAAUAA